Messenger RNA from Triticum dicoccoides, 1378 nucleotides. RefSeq lists its product as uncharacterized. Lineage: Eukaryota; Viridiplantae; Streptophyta; Magnoliopsida; Poales; Poaceae. Bases 500 to 1045 code for a protein of 181 amino acids. The transcript has 3 exons. The record is from RefSeq and is a predicted model, not a curated record.
AGGCCUCGUCUCUGGCCCCCGAUUCCUCCACCGCUUCCGCCGCCACCACCGCCGCAGCCCUCCCAUCCUCGGUUCCUUCGUUGAGAAGGCGUUAUCUAUAUCCUUCGUACCAGCUCUCGACCCCCCCAAUCGUGUCCCCGUCGGGCGAUUCUCCUUGCAGUGCGACGACGUCGGCGGCUUCAGCCUCCUCAACUGCCGCCAUGGCCUCGUCCUCAUCUUCCUCCUGAAGCACAACCAGGUCCUGGUGUGGGACCCCAUCAGCGGCGACCAGCACCGCAUAGCCGUUCCUCCGAGCUUUUGUGUGGUGACGGGGAGACGGACAACCGGGGCGGUGCUCCGGGCUGACGGGGACGCCCACCACUUCCAAGUGGUAUUGAUAGGCACAUACAAAGAACAACAUCCACGAGCAAUCGCCUGCAUUUACUCCUCGGAGACGGGCAUAUGGGGCAAUCUGCUCUCGACACUGCUUCCAUACGAGGCUCGGUCGGCUUAUACGGGCAUGGCUUGUGUCCUGGUUGGGAAUUGCCUUUAUUGGGUUCUUAUUGGUGAGAGUCCACGCAUACUUGAGUUUGAUUUGGAUAAGCAGAGCUUAACUUUGAUACAUAUGCCAGUGGACUUGUACGCCACUAAUGCUUGCCAUUUCUCAUUUAUGCGAGUGGAGGGUGGUGUCCUUUCUUUCCUCAUUUCCUCAUGGGACUUCAAUGCCCAAUUAUGGAAUAUGGAGAAAAAUUGUGAUGGUGUUGUUUCAUGGGUGCUGAGAACAACCAUUGAAUUGGACAAGCUACUUUCCCUCAAACCAGAUGAUGGAGGGCCCCAACUGAUAAUAGGGUUUGCCGAGGACAAUAUUGCGUUCUUCCUGUUGACAAAAGUCGGCGUCUUCAUGGUCCAGCUUAAGUCAUUGCAGUUCAAGAAACUUUCCAAAACCAACUACUUGUCUCACUAUCAUCCAUUCGAAAGUGUCUACACUGCAGAUAUUAGCGGUGAACGUGAUGGAGCUGAACUUUUGCACAACAUGCAAGAUAACUGUCUGGUCAGACAUGCGUAAGAUGACGCUGACCAGGUAUCUGAGAUGCAGAAAUGGCUUGCUUGCUGUAGGUUCUUCAGUGUUGUGUAGGCACUAGGCACUCAUACCACAGACCAUAGGCAGAAGAAAGUACAAAAACUGCUAUGUACAGCAAGCCAACAUCAUGUUUCCUGCUGAUUCUUUCAUGUAUGGCCAGCAGAGAAAUGCGAUCAAUUCCAUCGGAAUUGCCCGUACAUUCAGUAUCUCAAGCCUCUCUUAUGUAAGAGUGUGGGUACCCCAUAUAGAAUGACAAAAAUCGGACAAAAAAUGUUGAAAACAAAAGGUUUUGAAAGCAACAAAGAUAUUUCAGAAUUA